UGCCGCCGGUCUCAGCGCGGCACCAGGCGGGAGGAAGGGAUUCCCCUGCUCGUCGCCUCUCCGCGUCCGCGUCUUCCAGCCCCAAUAAAAAACCAAAAAAAAACAAAAAAAAAGAAAGAAAUGGGAAAAAAGAAAUUAAAGGAAAACAGCGUUUUCAGAGUUUUAAACGAGUCCAGCUUGAGUCUAACCCGGAUUUAUUCAAGCAGAGCGCAAGUGGCGGCCGCGCCGCGGAGCAGCCGGGAGGACGCGCCGCACCAGCUGAUGAGGGAGCCUCCGAAUGACGUCGAGAUGGCUUUAGGUGGGACGCUUCUGCCAUCCAUUUCCACGUUUGCCAGCGGCCCCAUUGACAGGAGUUUAUCCACAGGAAGUGCCAACCUAAAAUGGAAGGAGGAGCUGUUCCAUCUUAGGAGAUCCACCGUGCCAGCAGGAAGUAGCUGCCCCGUCCCGGACCAUCCCACCGCCAUCACCAUGACAACCACCAGCAUGUGCAAGAAAGACUCCGAGCCAGACCUGGAUUUAGACUACGAUUUCAUAUUGUCCAACUGUAUUCUGCAGCAGCAGCAGCAGCAGCAGCAGCAGGAGGAGGACGCCAUGGCGUGCAGCUCCGGCCAGGCGCUGUCUCCUUCCCCCGGAUCUUUCUCCUCAUCUUAUCAGCUUUCCUCCCCUCAAGACUCGGCCAACGAGCUGCUCUACACCAUCCCAGACAUCAGUGACGUUUCCCCCUCCGGAGGUUUUGUGGCAGAGCUCAUGAGGCCGGAGUUGGACCCCGCGUACCUGCACCCGACCAGCCUGGACGGGAAGCUGGUGGUGAAGACGACCAUGGACAUGGGAGAAUACGGCCAGGGCAUGAACCUGAGCAAGGCCGGCAGCGUUAGCGCGGACCCGGCUCCCCCUCGCGCCUCGCUGACGUUCACCUGCCUGAGGAUAAAGCAGGAGAACCCCGGGAACUGCACCAUCUCGCAGCCCGUGGACCUGCACCUGGCCGGGGUCAACCUGCAGGGCCGGGGGGGCCCGGGGGGCCCGGGGGGGCCGCAGCGCCCCGGACACCUGGACCUGCACGGGUUCCCCGGCGGAGGGCGGCCCAUCACGGCCGGCGGACGGCUGUCCUCCUCCUCGUCGUCCCUGUCCCCGGACCAGCACCAGCUGGGGCACCCCCUCACCCAGAUCCCACUACCUCCGCAGGGAUACCACCACGGCUCCUCGCAGGGAUACCCCUCCUACCCGCAGGCGCCGGCCAUGCAGUACCCAGAGACCCUCAUGAUUGCCGGAGGGGACUGUUUGCCGGAGGAGCCGAAGCCUAAACGUGGCCGGCGCUCCUGGCCGAGGAAGAGAGUGGCGACACACACAUGUGACUACGUCGGCUGUGGGAAAACUUACACGAAGAGCUCCCACCUGAAGGCACAUCACCGCACACACACAGGGGAGAAGCCGUACCACUGCGACUGGGAGGGCUGCGGCUGGAAGUUCGCACGCUCGGACGAGCUCACGCGCCACUACAGGAAACACACGGGUCACCGGCCGUUCCAGUGUCAGAAAUGCGACCGGGCCUUCUCCAGGUCGGACCACCUCGCCCUGCACAUGAAGAGACACCUAUGAGGCCCGACUCCAAGGACCAGAGAACAACACUUUGAAGAAGUUGAAGGCUCCAGUAAAAGAAAAGGCAAAACCUCUCUAAUACAUACAUAUGUUUGCAGAGACCUGAACAAAAACUUGCGCUUUUUCUCUCCUUUUUUUUAAAAACCAUAACUUGCCUUCAAGCCGGAAAUAAGACAAGCUGUGGUGUCCAUGGCAAAAGCAUUAAUCCUUUUUAAGAGCCUUUCUCAAGACAUUGUGCAGGUGACUCGACGAGACCUCUCAGCCAGGGUUGUACAUUUUUUUUAUAAAAAAAGGGACCAAACUGGAAUUUGUCUUAUUUAACCGACAAACCUUGGAGGAACCAGGUGCCAACGGCUUCAAACUGGAAAACGUCAGGGAAACCAGGAGCAACAGAAGAAACAUCUCCAGAGGCCUUUCCCCCAUCACGGGCUCUGUUAAACACACACUGUUCAGAAAUACUAUAUUAUUAAACACCCCCGAUAUUUAUAUUCACAUUUCACCUGCAACUCCAUUGACUCCCGGUACAAUGAUAAUUUAUACCGAACGGUGCUCCGCAACUUUGAAGGGUUUUUUUUGUUUGUUCCUGAAUAAAAAGGUACCAAAGAACAAGGAAUAUAAAUGAUGGGGUGAAAAAAGUGCCAUAUAGCUGUUAUUAUGUGUUUUUUCGUAAAAACCUCUCUUCCACAAUCUGACUUCAGGUGAACACUUCCAUUUUUUUAAUUUUUUUUUUAAAUGGUGAUUGCAAUCUCCGAUGCACUGCAGCUGCAAAGUGCAAUAAUUUAUAUGAGACAUUCAUAUUUUUGUAUUGAAUGAGUAACUCUGAACAAAGCCUUUUGUUUAUAGCCAAAAUAUAUAAUAUAAUCUUAAAUUUUUGUAUAUUUGUAAAUAAAAUGCUUUGUUAUUGAUCUGUAUUUUGCAGCAUAAUAAAAAUCCAAUGUAUUUGAAGUAAGAAAAUGACCCUUCCAUUGUCUUAUGAUAAAAAUAUAUGAUAAUAAGCAGUACUCGAGUUGUAAAAAAAAAAUCAGGGGGGAUGGUGGAUUUUAUCAUAUGGGGACAGAUAAUUUGUGCCGAUUACAAAUAAUAUAAUAUAUAACAAAUAAUAGCAGUGACCAAAACAGCUGCAGAAAUACUGCAGGAAUGACAUAGCAGCAGUUAAAUGCAG
Cololabis saira (Pacific saury) is the source of this 2758-nucleotide messenger RNA. It is a transcript of the gene klf4, whose product is annotated as Kruppel like factor 4. The transcript has 5 exons. NCBI's taxonomy places the organism in Eukaryota, Metazoa, Chordata, Actinopteri, Beloniformes, Belonidae. Gene Ontology annotation, biological process: regulation of transcription by RNA polymerase II. Gene Ontology annotation, molecular function: RNA polymerase II cis-regulatory region sequence-specific DNA binding; DNA-binding transcription factor activity, RNA polymerase II-specific. Bases 121 to 1596 code for a protein of 491 amino acids. The record is from RefSeq and is a predicted model, not a curated record.